Messenger RNA from Camelina sativa (false flax), 842 nucleotides. RefSeq lists its product as uncharacterized. Gene Ontology annotation, molecular function: RNA nuclease activity. Lineage: Eukaryota; Viridiplantae; Streptophyta; Magnoliopsida; Brassicales; Brassicaceae. The record is from RefSeq and is a predicted model, not a curated record. Gene Ontology annotation, biological process: regulation of gene expression. Gene Ontology annotation, cellular component: peroxisome.
CGCUUGUAAGAGAGUAUGAUUUAGACCCAAACACACUAGAAGUUUCUAUUUGUUUCUUGUCCAGAAGAACUGAAGAAGUCUCUCUCGCAGUCGCAGCAGUCCCAGUCUUGGUCACUCGAAACCAUGUCUUCCUCCAUGACCAGCGAAAAUGCUGAGGCUAAGAAGAUAUGCGUCUUCUGGGACGUCGUGGAAUGCCCAAUCCCUGAUGGUCUGGACCCUGAUUCGGUGUAUCGGAACAUAGAAUCAGCUCUCGAGAAAAAAGGCUGCCUUCCUCGUAAUGUGUCAAUCAGAGCUUACGGUGACAAGAAUCAUGACUUGAUGGAUGAGUUUCUCCUUGCUAACAUCAUGUUCUUACCUGCUGGAGAUUCAAUGGCAAGAUUUAGAAGGAUGGGGCACGAUUUUUUUGGCUGGGGAAUCAAUAAUCGUAACUCAAGUUUGAUGGUAAUCUCACGAGACAACACGGAGUUCGCCUCUUCUCUCAGAGUUUACAAAAAGACCGGUUUCAACAUUCUCGUAGCACAGCCAGAAAACGGUAUCGAAAGAUGUCCCAACUGCAGAAAGCCUCUGGAAGAGAUUAUCACUGAUGAAUGGCUUUGGGAAAGCCUAUCUGCUGGAGGUGACCCUACCUCCACAACCCAAGAGAAGCUGACCUCUUCAGUUACUAACUAACUAGUUUUGUCUUAACUAGUAAAGUAGUAGGUGCUGAGUUACUGGAACUGUUUAGAACUCUCCCAUUACAUUACCCCAUCACCUAUGUACAACCACAUCAUCUGUUUAAACCCAUGAUGUAUUAGAGAGAUCUUUCUUCGUAUAAACCACCUAUGAUCCUUAAGGUAAUCUCU